Messenger RNA from Schistosoma mattheei, 2439 nucleotides. NCBI's taxonomy places the organism in Eukaryota, Metazoa, Platyhelminthes, Trematoda, Strigeidida, Schistosomatidae. The record is from the annotation of a GenBank genome assembly.
GAACUGGGUAGUGCUUUUUUCAAAACGUCUACGUCUUCUGACUUGUUUUCGCAUCAUGAUACCUGAUCCAUCCGAAUUAGUUCAUGGUAAAUCAGUCGAUAUAGAAAAGCCUCGAUAUGAUCAGUCCACAUACAUUGGCAGAGCCAAACACUUUUUUAUUACAACUAAUCCUUUGAACGCAUUCAAAACAUCUACUGAAUUAGAAGAAGCAAGGACCAUCGUUCAUAAUUAUAGGAUAGGGAUUAUUCAACCCGGUUUAACUGUAAAAAAGCUUUGGCAAGCAAAAAAUGUGUACGACUCAGCGUUUCAUCCAGACACAGGAGAAAAAAUGAUACUCAUUGGACGCAUGUCAUUUCAAGUUCCUGGGAAUAUGUUUAUAACGGGUUGUUUGCUACAGUUUUACAAGUCUACACCGGCUGUCAUAUUUUGGCAAUGGUUUAACCAAACAUUCAAUGCCGUUGUAAAUUAUACUAAUCGUAGUGGUGACGCACCUAUUUCAUUAACACGUCUUGGGAUAUCAUAUGUUUUGGCUACUGGUGGAGCAUUAGGCACUGCAUUAACUAUCAAUAAACAAGUUCAAAAAUUCCCUCCUAUAAUUGGUCGAUUUGUACCAUUUAUUGCAGUCUCUGCAGCUAAUUGUAUUAAUAUUCCAUGUAUGAGAAGUGCAGAACUAACUGAAGGUACACCUAUAUUGGAUGAAAAUGGUGAGAAAUUGGGUAAAUCAACUGUUGUAGGACGUAGAGCUGUUAGUCAAGUGGUUUUAUCACGAAUAUUAAUGGCUUCCCCUGGAAUGAAGUUUUGGUUCUGAUGUCGGCAUCUUCAGGUGACUGCAAGCUGCAUACAAAAACAAGAUACUUCAACUGGUCUUCUGUCAUUGAUGAUAAUUUGAAACGCUCACACUCGCGGUUUACUAUACCAGCGUAUUGCACCCAGUCAUCGUCUCCAGCUUUAGCCAACUUCAGACAUUGGUAACGAAUAUUGAAUAAAAAUGACUGUUCACCAAAGAUUUGUGACAAAGUUACAACCGUUGCAUCAAAUGAAGUGUCUCUGGGAUUAUUGAAGUGAAUGAAGUUGGUGUAGCGUUCAUUUUCAGCUGUGCCAAGUUUGCGUAGCAGUACUCUGACCUUUGCGGUAUCAUCAAGUUUUUCUAGGUCGACCUUGAAUACAUAUUCGUAUUUCUUGAAGCACGAUUCAAGUGUAACUCCAGCCAAAUCAUCGAAAUGAAAUUCAUGGAUAGAAUUAAUGAUGUGGUUGACGUGGGAUUUGAACGGACCAUCUGUAAGCUCCUUUGAUUUAGAUUCAUUUGCUGGGUUAGAGCUUCUAGAAUACGAAUCUGGAACUGUUCGAAACGUUUUUCUUGACGCUCCAGCAAGGCUUCGAAUUAGUCAAAGGUAAAUGACAUCUUGAUAAGUUAACCCCGUCGCCAGUUGUUAGAUCUAGAAGCUUAGAUAUUUAAUAUACCGCAUAUGAUUUGAGCAUCUGAAUGCUAGAAUCUAAGUAUACAUAAAAUUACGGGUUUUUAUAGAUAUUAGCGUUUGGUGAAUCAACAUUAUAAUUCAGCUAAUCUGCAGAGAGGCAUGUUAUGCUACUGACCAGUGGUAGCAUGCCACGUUGACAUUCUAGAAAGCUCCACUGCGUUCUGACUGUAUAGAACUCUUCGGCUCUUCAAGAGCCUCUGGAGGCUCCUUCGUAGUUCUCGAAGGUCGUCCAACAUAAAUCUUUAUCAAAAUUAAAUUAGGUUCGCUAAGUUUUAAAUUAGCAUAAGUGUCUCGUAAUAUAGAUGGCCACAUUAAUCAUAAACAGAAAAAAGGCACUACAAUGAAAUCGAAAACCGAUUUCAUAAAAUACAAUCUGUAAACAUUUGAAAUAAGUUAGUUAGAACAUGGAGAGAACACAGAACAUAUUUUGUUAAUAAAAAUUCAUUAAUGUUUAGUGGGGCCAUUUAUUUUGUCAUCAUUUAGAUCAGAAGAUGUUGUCAACGGUUCUCACCAAUUUAGUGGCCCGUAUCUGACUCCAAUUUGAUCGUAUGAAUGUUUUUUAUUGAAUGGUUGCUACCGAAAAAUGUAUGUCGCCUACCGUCGUAUAUAACUAUCGACUUAAAUCGCGUUAGUCAAUAUCGGAAUUAAAUGAGUCAAAUACGAGAAUGAAUUUCGAAUACGUUGAUGCAGACAAAAUAUCGGAGAAGAGAACGGAAUAGAGCGAAGCGAAACGACGCGCAGUAGAGAUGGUAGGUAACCAGCUCCAUUUAGUCAAACGUCAAUCAAUAUUUAUAGUCACACAAAAAUAAGUUACAGACAUGUGAUGAGUAAUGGGAUAAGAAGUGUACACACACAUAUAUGUGCUCAUAUAAAAACAGUCAAAGUUGAUUAGCGAAUAAUUAACAAUGUCAAAAUACGACUCAAGUAGAAUGAAUAGAUUUUGGUGGAGUUUCGUUCUCUG